UUUUAUUUUCUUAUUUGGAGUUUUGCGUGGGAGGGGGGUCACAACUUUGUCAUAUGUACUAUAGACAUGAAUAACGACAAAACACCUGACUAAGAGUUACUUCGAAAAUGAACCCCCACCUGCCCAUCAAUCAGUGCAAAUUAAACUAGUACUCCACUACCUGCCAUAGAAACUCCAUUAAGAACAUUCUCUGACUACUCAGAGAACAAAAAUAAAACAUGAACAUGAAAUGCAACAGUACUGGUCGUAGUUGCUUGUUGUGCACACUGGAAGAAAAAGAUCCAUCGGUACGAAAGACAUUAAUAUCUCAAUGCUUCAAAGAGUUGCAUCUCAGAGAAGAAAUGGAACUUGUUCUCACCUUAAGGUGCCUCUGGAAUAGUGCUGUGGCUCAGCCUGAUGACCCUGAAUUCCCGUCCCUCGGCGUCUUUCAUUGCAUGGCUAAACUUCUCAACAGGUGCAUCCGUGACCAAAAUUGGCUUUCAAGAGGAAAAAACGUGUACGUUCCUUACUAUGCAGCUCACAUUAUUGGCUCCUACACCAUGAACAAAGCUCGAUUUUCUGUCUUGGCCGUUAAAUCAGGCGUAAUUUCGCCAUUAAUAAAGCUAUUAAGUGGUAAGUUAACUUGGGUUGAGCAAAGAGUGGCUGUUAGAGCACUUGGUCAUAUUGCGAGACAUAGAAGAACAUUUGAAGACAUUAAAAUCCAUGAAGUGGAGAUUAUAAAGCUAGCAAUGGAGAUAGCUUCCAAAUGCAGUUAUACAAUCUAUAGUGAGUUUGUGUGCAAGAAAAGUGAAAACAGAGUCGAAUAUCAUGGCUAUUUGAUGACAAAAGGAUUCGGAGAAUUGGAAAUGGAGAACAAAAAAGCAGAGUCUUGGACUUGCCAAAUGCAAUGCUGGUCUCUUUACCUUCUCAACUGCUUUGUUAGAAAGAAAAAAAGCAUCAAUUUGAUAUGCAAAGAAGAAUUUCUCAAGAAUUUGUGUAAUAUAUGGGGCGGAUUACAAAACCAGAAUUCUUUCUAUGGUAUCGGCCUUAUCAGAAGUCUCUGUCAAAGCGAAGAUGGUCGAAAAAACAUAGCUCAAUUAGAAGAAGUUGUUGAAAAUAUUUGCAACUUAUCAAGGUCUUCAGAUGAAUGGCAAUUCAUGGCAAUUGAAAGUUUACUCUUACUUCUAAAGGAUCCUAAAACAAGAAACAGUGUAAUAAACAUUGCAGCUACUUUUCUUGCAGAUUUAGUAGAGCUUAGAACUAUCAAAGGAAGAACAAAAAUGGGGGACAUGAUAACGCAAGUACUCUUACAAGAUUAUGCUAAAAUCAAAUAUGGUCAAUUGGAUGUCGACGAAAAAGUAUCACAAAAAACAAUUGAAGAGAUUUGGGACUUGAAAGUGGAAAAAAGGAAAAGGGAUAAAAUCAUGUCCGAACAAGAAGUGAAGGAAAUAGAGCUUUUGGUUUCCAUUUUAAAACGUGAAGGAAACAGGAAAUUUUGGUCAGCUGAGAUUGAAGCAGCUGUAAGCAAGUACACAAAGGCUUUAGAUUUGUGCCCAUUAAAAUCAAGAAAAGAAAGGAUUGUUCUUUAUAGCAAUAGAGCUCAAUGUCAUUUAGUUUUAGGAGAAGCAGAGUCAGCUAUUAGUGAUACAACUCGAGCCUUAUGCUUAUCAGGUGAAAUGAGGCCUCAUGUUAAGAGCCUAUGGCGAAGAUCACAGGCUUAUGACAUGAAAGGAUUGGCUAGACUAAGUUUAGUGGAUUGUUUGACGUUCAUCAAUGAACGCAGCAAAUUGAAUGGAAACAGAAGGAAAAUCCCAUACUAUGCAAUGCGAAUGUUGAACAAGCAGAUGACAGCCACGUGGACUUUCGCAGGGGCCGCGAAGUCCAUGGCAGAUGACAUUAAUGAUGAUGGAAUGCAUGAAUCCAGGGUCCAGCAUGACUUUGCCGGUGGAAAAAUGAGAGGGAAGAAAGAGGCACUCUUAAAAAGCAUACCAACCCACGGGAACAACAAGGAGCAGCAGCUCUUGAAAAAGGGACGGCUUUGGAGAACGAGUCCGAGAAGCAAAGGCGUUAUUGAACCAUUGCUCAAACGUAUCAAGGGAAGGAAAAAUGUAAAAGUUCAAGAAAAAUGUGAUGGCUCGGUUAAGAGUUGAGCAACUUUCAGGUUCAUAAUAAGGGUCGUUUUUCAUGUUGAAAAAGAUUUUCCUAUCUUUUGUUCACAAAGAAAGCUAAAGCUAGAGCCAUUUAAGAAGGAACACAGAGAAACCAGUUUGAUUUUGGAGCAGUCACUGUUCAGAUGUCUCAUUAAAAAUAUUCUCCAGCUAGAUCAUCUAAUAUCCGCUGUAAAACACUGUUCAUCUUUCCCGUCAAUUCUUAUAAACGACAUAAGCUUGUGUUUUUUGGAUAA
Molecule: messenger RNA, 2383 nt
Organism: Lycium barbarum (goji berry)
Lineage: Eukaryota; Viridiplantae; Streptophyta; Magnoliopsida; Solanales; Solanaceae
Exons: 2
Coding region: 219-2129 (636 amino acids)
Molecular function (GO): protein binding
Source: RefSeq, a predicted model, not a curated record